Messenger RNA from Trypanosoma cruzi, 4446 nucleotides. RefSeq lists its product as uncharacterized. The record is from RefSeq and is a predicted model, not a curated record. The transcript has a single exon. NCBI's taxonomy places the organism in Eukaryota, Euglenozoa, Kinetoplastea, Trypanosomatida, Trypanosomatidae. Gene Ontology annotation, molecular function: protein binding. The coding region runs from base 1 to 4446 and encodes 1481 amino acids.
AUGGCCGAUGAACAGGAUGACAGCACUUCUGUGCAACGUGAAGGGGCAUCCCCCGCCGUCGUGGAACACCUGCGAAGUGCCAUUCGGCAAGCCAUGAAGGAUCAUGAAACAACGGAGGUGGUGGAACUCCUGUGCGACAAUAGUGGCUGGACGGUGGAGGAGUUUCUUCAGGCCCCACAGGAAUUCAAGACGAUGGAGGUGUUUCUGCUGUCCACCCCGGAGCUUCCGCAGCUACGCUUAUUUCCAUACCUCACCGUUGUGAAAAUCAUCCACGUCGGACUUGAGAACAUGCGGGAUCUUACUUAUCUGCACCAUGUGGAGGAAUUGUGGCUAAAUGAAAACAACAUUCGUGUGAUUGAAGGACUGCAGCAGAUGCAACGUCUCCAGCGACUCUUCUUACAGGGGAACUUGAUUGAAACCAUGGAAAACAUGCCUCAUCUCCCUCAAUUGCAACAAUUGUGGCUUUGUGGGAAUCGCCUGCGCCAAAUCACGGGGCUGAACGCGUUGCCACAAUUGAAAUCCCUCUGGGUUGCCUCGAAUCAAAUUGCAACACUCGAAAAUGCCUUUACAUCUACCACAGGAAGCAUCGAGGAACUAAAUCUGUCGAAUAAUAAAAUCUAUUUAUUGGGACAACUCACGUAUUUGGAUGUGCUCAGGUCACUACGUAAACUUUGGUUUAGCGACCCCAUGUACGGGGAUUCCCCCAUUUGUCACCUGAGCAACUACACGACCUUUUCUCUGCGUCACCUGCUACAACUGGAGCAAUUGGACGGUGUUGCCAUCACGGCGGAGCAAAGAACUCUUGCAGUGUCGGUGUAUGCAAAGAAGAGUAUUUAUUAUAGUAUGCGACGGGCGAUUCUUGAUAGGAAUCUCUCGAUUGUUCUUGAUUGGGUGCAAAAAGAAGCCGAGGCGAAGCGGAAUGAAGCACGUGAGGCACUGCGCCAAAUAAAUUUGGAGAUAAUGGAGUUAAAUGGAUCUGGACGUGUGGGGUCUUCUUCAGGCCAGACGGUAAUACAGGAAGAAAAAGAGCAUGUUUCGAAGCUACUACGGGCACGGGAUACGCGAGAAGUGGAACUGGAGGGACUUGAACGCCAGCUGUUGGACGCGCAGGAGCGCACUGUGUUUGAGUCCGAUGUUUUGCAUGAACGAUUGUUACUGGAGCUUCAUUCAUGCGGCAACAUCCGCUUAGAAGAGGGGUCACAGGAGGAGAAUUGGUUUGUGAAUGCAAAGGAGUUAAUCUCCACUCGGUUUGAUCCAAAACUCUAUGAAAGUUUGGGUGUCACUGGGGUGAAGGUGAAUCGAGUCUUUCGCAUCAUGUCUCAGGGACUUCGUGAACGCUUUGACAAUCGAAUGCGUGAACUUGACAUUGAUCUUGCAGAAACCCGAAACCGUCGUGCGUUGGUGCGACUCUUCAGUGCGAUACCCAAACAUUUGAGUGAACAACGUUGCUUUCUUCGUGAAGUUAUGAUCAAUGGCUUCAGUGGCCUGUACGCAGAGGACGACGGGGUGCCACUCACAAACAGUCUGUACUACGCUGACCAGGAGCGUCUGAUGUCGAUGACGAAGAAAAACCACGACAUUUAUGGUGUCCGAUUAGCACACGAGGCCUUCUCUGGGCAACUGGUCGUGUCCCGACUUUUCUUGGGAAAGUGCGUGUCAGAAAUGGGUGCCGCCCUUGACAGGGAAACCAAUGGGGAGGUGCCGUUCAUGAAAAGCGAGCGGCGCAGAUGCUCACGACGUCAAUACGGCGAAGAGGUGUUUUCCAUUUACCGUGGGGCCCCACACGACGCAUCCGUGAAGGCGUGGCACGUUUUUGACAAAUCCCUCGUGUUACCGGAGUAUGUGAUUGAAUUCACGUACACCACGAAAGUUUCUCUCUCCACCAAUUCCUUUCUUUCCGUAUACGAUGAUUUGACCGCACUCCAUGCACUCAUGGAGAAACUCUUGCCAGGAGAAUCACAGGAUAGCAUCAACGAUAUACGGACGGUUGGCUACCCAUUAUUCUCCUUUUUACAGUGGCUGAAUUCGAAAACCUUUCAGGUGUUUGCCACUGAGGAGACGGAGAGUGCGGUGCGGCGAGCAAAAGACUUGCGUCGCUUAAAAGUAACUGCCUUUCAGGCGAAUGAAGCCCUUACGAAUGAAAUGAUUGAGGCGUAUAAAAUGCAGGUAACAUGUUGUACGGAAUCUCCCAUGGUGUGUUGCAACAUGUCAAACCAGAAAAUUACAUGUAUCCCGAGAUCCCUUCAAGCCUCAAGCACAUGGAGCUCUUUGAAGGAACUUUUUCUACAAAAAAACAAGAUAGCCUCCGUUGCGUGGGAAUCUCUUGCGCUUGCGGCACCUUCCUUGGAAACUUUAGAUCUUGGCAACAACGCACUGGAGCGUCUGGAGCUUGUCAGCGCCCAUUUCCCCGUGCUUCAUUCGCUCUGCCUGAGUUUCAACAAACUUUGUGUAUUAGGGGGCCUGCUUCAGCUCCGCGAUGGCAUGCCAUCGCUAGAAUCUCUUGACAUGCACCAUAACCCGUGGAUGGAGGACAAGAUGGCUGAAGUCUUUUGUCUUGCCGUGUUGCCUCAGCUACGACACCUUAAUGGAAUUUCUCUCUUCCGGCAUGCGUCCUUGUUAAUACGCCGGAAACGCACCAUUCAACUGAAUCAGGGGAUGUUGCAAUAUAUUAUCCAGGAGGAACGGAAACGGCUGGCGGAGGAUAAAUUGGGUGUAUUCAUGAACUACAGUGAUGGGGACCAAAUCAACACUGUCGAUGCUGUCAAAAUUUGUUCCUUUGAACAUGUGUUUGCUAGCCUCAUGGAAAAAACAGAAAAGGAACGCGAUUUGAUCUCUUCUGCAAAGAAAGAUCCUUCAGCACCUAAUUUAAGGAGCGUCCGUUCCUUCUGUUUUCGAUUCAGUCUGAUGCGUGAUCUAGCAUGGGUGACGGUGCUGCACCAGCUGCGUCAUUUGUAUCUGAAAUCGCAUGCCAUUGAGGAUCUGUCACCUUUGGCGGAGCUGCGGCACCUCAAGACGUUGAAUGUGAGCGACAACCUGGUGAAAACAGCCAAGCCCCUUGGUGGAAUGCGGUUGUUGUCCUUGGACAUUUCAAGAAACAGGCUGACCGGAACGGAGGGCCUGGAGGAGCUUGGUGAGCUGCGCUUUCUCUCCAUUGGUGAAAACGCCAUCACCGACGUAUCUGGACUGCAGAACUGUGGCCUUUUGGAGGAAUUUUACUUUUCCAGAAAUCUGAUAGCCGAGGUGCGUGAUUUGUACUCGUUGCACCGCCUGUCCAACCUUGCGUCAAUCGAUGCAGCGGGCAACCCUUGUGGUUUUCAGCCCGACGCCGAACAGCAACGGCAGGAGUACCGCAACUACAUCAUCUACAACCUCCCCAAGCUUAAAGUGCUGGAUGGGGUACCCAUAGGGGAACUGGAACAGCAGCGCGCCAGGGAUGUGUUUGCGGGGCGGGUAAAUUCUGAAUUACUUGCUGAGCGCGUUGGACUGACGAGUGAAUGGAAUAGUGUACGGGAGCUGGACCUCUCGCUCUGCGGGCUACGGGAGGUCGCAAUGAUGGAGCCCUUUGUUAGCCUUGAGGUGUUGCAUCUGCAUCACAACAGUCUUUCUCGUAUCGACGGGCUGAUGUCGCUGCAGAGUCUUGUUGCGCUGAAUCUCUCCCACAAUCGGCUGGGGCAGUGCCCUGUCGGCGAGGCGCUGCAGCACCUCGAGAGGUUGCGUUCGCUCUCGCUGGAGAGCAAUCACAUCACGGACGUCUCUUCGCUUGGCCUGCUGUUGCCGCGGCUGCAGUUCUUGAAUCUGAAGGGCAAUGAAAUUAUCAGCGUUGAUCAGGGCCUCCAGGGACUGACGGAGCUGCGAGAACUUUUGCUUGACAAUAACAAACUGCGGGGUUUUGGACGGGACUGUUUUGCGUGCAAUUUGCAGCUGACAGACAUCUCCGCGGAGGAAAAUUACAUUCGUUCGACGGAGGGUCUUCAGCCGCUGACCCGCCUUGAGGUGCUUCGACUGGGCUCCAACCGACUCAGCGAUUUGCGGCUGCUCCUCAACGACCUCCGUAACGCCUCAUGUCUUGUCAACGUGACGCUCGUUGGAAAUGCCGUGGCACGCAAAACGCCCUACCGCUCGCAGACAAUUGCUGCGCUGCCGGCUUUGAUGACACUCGAUGACAAGGAGGUCACGGAGGAGGAGCGUGACAAGGCGGAGCUGUCGAGGAUGACAGAAUUUUCAGCGCCGCACAAUGUUGUCUUUGAUCCAUCCUUUCCUCUAGACGCGGUCGGUGGGAUGCGGCUGAGCGGAGCUGCCGUCCAACCCCGCGUCCUGUCGCAGCAGCCACCACCACGAUUCCCCAUUAACAACACCCCACGCCUGCAGUUGCCUUCAUACAAGAACCUUAGACCCAUGCCACAGAUGCGGGACGGUAUUCAAAAAGGCGUUGUUCCUCGUAUGUAA